Messenger RNA from Knipowitschia caucasica, 288 nucleotides. Lineage: Eukaryota; Metazoa; Chordata; Actinopteri; Gobiiformes; Gobiidae. The record is from the annotation of a GenBank genome assembly.
AUGUCUAUUUUAUUGGUGUGGAUUGGGAUGGGGGAGAGGGGGCGGGGUGGGUUGGGAUAUGAGUAUAUUUGGGGGGAAGAGGGUUGGGGGGAUUGGUAUAUGAUUGUUGGGAGGGGGGGGGUGGGGGGGGGAUUGUUGGAUGGGAUGGGGUAUGGUUGGUGUUGUAAUGGUUUUGUGAGGAAGUGGGGCGGAUACGUUAACAAGGUGUUAUGUUUUAGUGGGGUUGAGGAGAGGAGUGGAGUUGAUGGGGGGGUUUGUGAAGAGGGGGAGGGGGGGGGGUUGGGGUGA